CCGGCGUAACCAUCCGAACCCUCAUUUGCGACUCUGCCUCUCGCCGUCCAGUACCCCAACGACCACUCCGCUCUAAGUCGUCGGUCAGCAUAGCCAUUAGCCAGUCAAGAUGGCGGAAAUCUCAGAAUUCGUAUAUGCUUAUUUCACUAGCAAAGAAGCAAUUGUUUGGAUUAAACACCCUAAGACACUUAAUAGAUCGUUCGAACACAAACCCAAUCCCAAAGUUGUUUUCUGUAAUUUAUAUAAAACUCUUUCAGAAGAUAUGGGAGUCUUUAGCCACAAUCACAUUGUAUACAUGGUUGGGGGCUUUCAUGGAUUGUCAACACCAUAUGAAUAUGACAAUCAUGUUUAUAUGUUUGAUCCAACUCAGUUUGAGGAGCGGGAUUUUCCGGUUUCGGUUGAAAAUAUUGAACAACUUCCUUACUCAAAAUUUGCACCCAUGGUUGAUCCUUUUGUCAUUCAAAUUGAGGUUGGGUUUUACUUGCUCACAAUUACUGAUAGAAUAUGCAAGUCCUCUGGCUUGCCCUUGCCCUUGCAUUUUCAAUACUUUGAUCCAACCUAUAAAGUGUUUGAAACCUGGCCACCCCCACCACCUUACCCACAGGAUUGUGAAACCUCCCGUCUUAUUCCCUUACUACACUGUUAUUUUUUAAUUAGAGGUUAUAUCUAUCUAAGUAUUAGAGGGAAAACUUGUAUGCAUACAUUUAAGUUCAACACCAUGGAAAUGGAAUCAAAAUGGGAGGAUUGCAAUGCCAUGUUGGAUACAUUUCAAACGAAACGUAUUCGCUUUCCCUUCGGUCAUUUUGGCAAUGUGGGAAUUUCAUAUGAAUUUGCUGAUAAGACUUGGAUUCUAGUCUUCCUUAAUUACGCUCAGCCCACUGCAUAUUAUGUUACCCUUCAUGGCGAUGGUUAUAUUGUGCCUAUAUCUUCCAGGGUACUAGCUGAAUGUAAAAGGGUACUAGCUGAAUGUAAAACUGAUUUUGAUAUUGAUAUGCCUUACUCCAAAUCUGAUCUUAGACAUUUAUCUGAUAUGGGAGGUGGAAGAUUUUGUGUGAUGUGCAUUUCUUUUUCAGCUCCAAAUGUUUUUGUGAUAUACGUCUUCAGUAUUGAUUUUUCACUUGAAUAUGAGAUUCAAACUUCUCAAAGUGGAGUUGUCAGUUCGUCAAUUAUUAUUUUCUCAAUGAAAUUCAAUUCUAAUGACACCAUCUGUAACACCAUCCGUGACACCCGUGACACCGAUACCAUCCAUAGCGGUCGUGGUCGUUUUUGGACCAAAGGAGAUGGUUGGUUCCUCCAAAACCAUAGAGCAGGGUAUCAACACAAACUAAAAAGUACUAGUAUCAUUUCAAGUUUAAAUGCAAUGCAAUAG
Molecule: messenger RNA, 1369 nt
Organism: Ipomoea nil (Japanese morning glory)
Lineage: Eukaryota; Viridiplantae; Streptophyta; Magnoliopsida; Solanales; Convolvulaceae
Exons: 2
Coding region: 110-1369 (419 amino acids)
Source: RefSeq, a predicted model, not a curated record